Molecule: messenger RNA, 2255 nt
Organism: Linum tenue
Lineage: Eukaryota; Viridiplantae; Streptophyta; Magnoliopsida; Malpighiales; Linaceae
Source: the annotation of a GenBank genome assembly
AUGUCGUCCCAGCUUUCUCCUCCUCUGGUUCAAACUCUGAGUUCGUCUCCACCGUCUUUCACGCUUGCAGAUCCAGCGGAGCACAUUAAAGUGAACUGUUUAUAUGAAAUCGACCAUUCCAUGCUCCCUAACAGAGCACCUGAUCAACUCAAGAGUGUUCGAGUUGUCAUGGUGAAUGAGAAAACGAGGAUGAGGGUUUCGCUGAGGUACCCAAGCAUUUACUCUAUCCGAGCUUACUUGAACGACGGUACUGGGUGUUCUGGGCCGGAAGUAAAGCACAUCCCGAUGCUGGACGAGAGAUGUGUAAUCGGUUCUGAAGUUGCAGGGGAGGCUCUUUACCGGCGAAUUCUGCCUGACGAGGUAGCGAAGAAAAAAUGGGACUGGAACUUCUGGAUAGUUCCUUCUGUUGCUUCCCAGAAGGUCUCGAAUCUCCGCCUAAAGGGUUCCUCGUCUACGAACAAUGGCAGUGGUGCAUUGACCAAGGAUUCACUCUUGUCGGAACUCAAGACUCCCGGGAUAGUCAACUGGGGUCAACGCCGGAGAGUUAGGUUUAUGGGCAGGCAUGUGGAGGAUAAGGAAGAACCUUCUGAUUGGAUGGAGAAAAAUGAUAAGGAUGAUGGGAGUGAUGGGGAAGAAGACCAGAGUGAUCCGGCGAGUGGUGAAGAGGAAUGUGAGGAAGAAGAAGAUACAGAGGAGGUGAUUGUGAAGGCUAAGACGAGAGAAUGCAGGGAGAAUCUGAAAAGAAAGAAGAAUCAGUUACCAUCCUCUACAAUCCAGCUGAGGAAGAGGCCAAAACGUGGAAAGAACAAGAAUCAGAUCGUUGUUUACAGGCAGAAGAUCAAUAAGAAGAAGAAGGUGGUGAAAAAGACGAUUGACAGAUGGUCUGCUGAAAGGUAUCAACUAGCUGAGGUGAACAUGUUGAAGAUAAUGAAAGAGGAGAAGGCACUGUUUGGGAACCCAAUGUUAAGGCCAGUAUUGAGAGCAAAAGCGAGGAGGCUGAUUGGAGAUACUGGUCUGUUGGACCAUUUGCUGAAGCAUAUGGCAGGGAAGGUGGCGCCAGGAGGUGAAGAAAGGUUCCGGAGGCGGCACAAUGCAGAAGGUUCAAUGGAGUAUUGGUUGGAGAAGGCCAAUCUGCUAGACUUAAGGAGGGAGGCUGGAGUGCAAGAUCCAUACUGGAUUCCACCACCUGGUUGGAAGCCUGGUGAUAACCCCUCUCAGGACCCUGUAUGCGCUACCCAGAUCAAGAAACUAACUGAGCAAGUUGAGAAACUGAAAAGGGACAUGGAAGACCUGGCUUCGAAGAAACAGGAGGAAGAACUAGCCAUUGCAGCCAUGCCAAUUUCUUCAUCACUUACCACUUUAAGCAUGGAACAUGACAACCUACUUACUCCGCUCAAGGAGAUGUUCAUCGAUCUGUCCAAUAAGAAGGCUAAAAUUGAAGAACAACUGGCCGAAAUCUCUGAGUCCUUACUUGCCAUGGAGGAAGCAAUGGCCACAAGAAAUAGAUCAGAAGAGAAACAACUGGAACGACAGCAGCAACUAGAAGAAGAAACAAUGACACAGCUCAUGAUCACACAAUCGGAGGAACAACAUUUUGAGGAAGGAAACCGGAGCCAAAACUCAACUACACCGACUCCAAUGGAAGACAGAGCAGCCAAAAUACAAAGGCUGAGAUCAAGCGGGUUCAGGAUAUGCAAGCCAGGGGGGACUUUCCUGUGGCCUGACAUGGCUACAGCCUCCUCUCCAACAGUCCACCUCGAUGGCUUCCUCGCUAGAACUCCUUCUUCUGUCUCUUCCUUAUCCUCCUCCAUAACCACACUCACCUCCGCCGACUCUCAGCACUCUCCUUCCCCGUUGAUGAGGCCAGUAGCUGAAAGGACAUCCGACUUCGCACUAGCUCUAACCACACCACCUUCUUCCUCUGCUGUUCCUUCUAUCCUCCGCCGACAGGGGAGAAACAACAGCGCUACUCCUAGAACUCCUCUGAUCAACCUCAACGAAGUUCCCAGAACCCGAACUGAGAAUCCGAAUCAAGUCUCCCCUGGUCCAGUCACCUACCAGAGAAGAAACCAUCAUCAGAGUUUCAGUGCUGGAACUAUGGCAGCUGCAUCAUGCCUUCCGUUGGGAGUACAGACAUGGCUGGCUAUCGGCGGUGGUAAUCCGUCGUCGGAGAAGGACUGCAAGCGAGGCUAAGUUAGGAGAAAUGCUACUAUAGUUAUACAUUAGAACAGUUAUUAUUCUGGUAUGAAUUUAAC